UCCCAGAAAAACAAAAAAACAAAAAAACAAACGGAAUUAAACAAGAUAGUUAGAAUCUGCUCCGUUAAAUUUAGCGUUCAGCAUGGAACUCUCAACCCAAUCACCGAUGGAUCCGAACGUGGCUCGUAAACUAUUUGACAAUUGUGCCUUUCUCAUAAUCGCCGGCGUUCCGGUGGGCACAUCAUUUGGAAUCGACUUACGUUCGUAUGUUGUGGGGGCGGAUUUUCGAGGAGUCAAAAUGAUUCCGGAAGGAUUUCAUUUCGUUCACUGUGCGAGCCAGGGUCCAUACGGAGAAACAGCACCUCGGGUAGGAUUCUGUCACUAUUUCAAACGGAACGAAAUAGUAGUUCGUGAGUGGGACAAUGAGAAGGAAGAACUGCGCCUUCGGAUACAUGAAAACGUCGAACAAGAGGUGGCAAGAAUACGGGAAAACCUGAGGAACCUCGAUAGAUAUUUGGCGCCUUACGAUUACAAUAGUUUGUCUAACUGGACCAAGCUAACGGGAAACAUAAUCGAACAGACUAUCAAAAAUCAUUCCCCCGAGUGUGGAGUAAUAAGGAAUACGGUUGAACUUUUGUCAUGCUCAGAUGAAAAUCGUCCAAGAGGAAAAAAUACAACCAUAGAUGACUCCCCUCGGCUUUCAAAAAUGCGUUCUCUUAUGAAUGAAGAAGAACUGCUUCCCAAUCUUGAGGCAAUUCCGGGUUCAGCUCCGAAAUUCACAGAACUUCCACCACGUUGUCCAAAAGAGGCAUCCCCAGAAGAAAUAUCACGCCAUCAUAUCGAUUCCAUUCUAGCAGUAGAAAAAUUGCUUACGGGACGAGAGGAAUCAAUAUUUGCCGAAAUUGAAUUUUCGUUUGUACUGUUUUUGUGUGGCCAUUCCGUAGAGGGGUUGAACCAUUGGCGCCGGAUUCUAUUGCUUCUUAGUAACUCAGAGCUAGCUGUUGAAAAAUUCAGAACGUUCUACAAAAACUAUUUGACAGUGUUGCAGUAUCAAUUGCCUCAGCUCCCGAUAGAACUGAUGGAACAAACGCAACACAAUACCGUUUAUCUCGACACUCGACGUUUACUGUUGAAUUGCUAUCAAGGAGGAUUAACAACAGUGGCGCAGACCCUGGAAAAGAGCUUAAAAGAGUCACUUUUGUGGAAAUUUGAAGAUCUGUUCGCCGAAGAUCCCGAAGAUUUGCCAACAGUUGUUGAACUAUAAAUUGAAUAAAUACCAACAGAAAACAAACACACUUUAUAUAUAGGAUGACAGUUUCCUAAGUGAAUUUAAUGAUUAAGUGGUUGUUCGAAAAAUUAGAUUAAAAUAUCAAAAAUAGUGAAAAGUAUCUAUUCGAUCAUAAGCAAAUUUAAAAAUGGACCAGUCAUCAUCUAAGGUUAAUUCAACGAUGCAACAUUUCUCGGUUGUUGAUUGCGCAAAUAGACAGAUGCGAGGGUGAUUUGAAAGCUGAGGUCAUUGAACAUUAAACAAAUUUUGCUUGCGGCAACAUCUUUAAAAACAAAAUUGACGCUCAAGGAUAGCAGUUGAAACCAUU
Molecule: messenger RNA, 1535 nt
Organism: Uranotaenia lowii
Lineage: Eukaryota; Metazoa; Arthropoda; Insecta; Diptera; Culicidae
Product: protein AAR2 homolog
Exons: 2
Coding region: 83-1204 (373 amino acids)
Biological process (GO): spliceosomal tri-snRNP complex assembly
Source: RefSeq, a predicted model, not a curated record